Molecule: messenger RNA, 2833 nt
Organism: Gadus morhua (Atlantic cod)
Lineage: Eukaryota; Metazoa; Chordata; Actinopteri; Gadiformes; Gadidae
Gene: tex47
Product: testis expressed 47
Exons: 8
Coding region: 215-997 (260 amino acids)
Source: RefSeq, a predicted model, not a curated record
UACACACAUUUACAGUACACACACGUUUACAAGCACACAGCACGCCCUCCACGACUGGCAGUGUCACGUGUGUGGGUCCAGGAGGUUUUUAUUGCAAUAGGGAGAACAAUGGUUGCAGGUCUCCAGGAUAUAGGCUUCCAUGGACCAAGCGUAAACAGUGACAGGAGCCUGGCUACCACCCACUCUGGCUGCACUCCUUCACCCGCUCACUGGGAUGGAGAGACGCACGAGGAGGGCGGCCAGGCAGCCGGAGAGAAACUGUUUGCAAAAUGUAGAGAAGGAGAAACAGGAGCCAGAGGAGGAGUUGCAGGGGACUAGUUUGUUUCAUCAGUGUAUGUCCCUCAGGAGGCUGACCCAUUCAGAAGAAGAUAUGAAGUUCCUGUUACACCGGCUGAUCGUCAUCGCCGCCCUCCCGCAGAGCCUCGCUGACAGGCAGAAGCUGGGAGCCCACUACGAGGAGCUGAACGUGCGACUGCAGAGGCAGUACCAUGUGGAAGGCAUCAGCGGCCUUCUGUUGAUGUAUCCCUCUUGCCUGCUCCACGUCAUCGAGUCUUCCUCUGAGGUGUUGGUGUCUCUCCUGCAGAACCUUAAGGACCUACAAGAAGAGGGCCGUCAGGUGGAAACUGCAAAGGUAGUUCUCAUGUCACAUGACCUGCCGAAUAGACUCUUCCAUCAGUGGAGCUACAAGGUGCUGACGAUGCAGACCCGGACCCUGGGAGAGGAGGCUGAAGGAGAGAGUACAGACGCCCUGGUUGACACAGUCCGCUCCAUGAUUCUGAAGCUAGGCACCCACCUCGAAAUAGCCAGCGAGGCUCUCCCGGGCUCGGUCCUGGAGGAGGCUCCAGAGCUGGUGGUCCCUCAGGAGGUCUUGAUCCGCCUGCUGGCCUGUCCAGAGCUGCUGAGCCCCCAGCAGUACCUGCAGACCUAUCACUCUCCUCUCAACAUCUGCAUGGACUCUGGUCACGUUUUUGGAAGCAGCUGUGCAACCACCGUGUAACAUGUUUGGUCUUUAAAGGUAUGAAUCCUCAUGCAUGUUACUUGUACCUCCUAAAACAAAUCAGAUGUUAUCUCGCAGACGUAACUUCAUUUUCUCCUCUGUGUCGUUAUUGAAUUUGUUAUUUACGAUCAAUCCAGGGUGACACUGAGACAAAUGUGGGUUGUGUACUUUCUACAGAUGUAUUAUUGGGCCUGAAGAGUUGCACCUGGUAUGCAAUGUGAGUUUGCUGUGGUAGUACCAAUAGAGGGCGGUAUUCUGUCAGAGAUAGCUUCUAGGUGGCCUUUUAUAUUGUCUGUUCCAAAGUGGAUUUGCUGUUAUCUUGUCAGUGUUUAUAUUUUAGUAUAUAGUAGUACACUUGUGAUUUACGAGACGCUUUUACCCAAACUGACUAACAGUGAAUAUAUAGGUAGGUUUUAUUUCAUGCAGUCACUCAGUGUGAUAUGCUCUGCCGCCUUGUUUAAAUGUCGUCCCUCACGCCCAAUGAAUGCGUCUACAAGCAACUCAGACCAAACCACAGACGAUGUAUAUAGAAAAAACAUUUUAAUAGGUUGAACAUUCUAAUGAGGCUUCUUUUUUUGAUCGUACAGUACACUGUGUUCCACGUAUAAUUUGUCAUAUUCAAGCAAACCAUCUCUACUCGUCAAAACGAGUCCAGAGUUUGACACAAAGGGCUAAAAUGUUCCUUCAAUCCGUAGUUUAUUUCCUUUUUCUUAUUUUGGCCCCAGUGAGAUGGUAGAAAUAAACAGUAAGAAAAUAACCUGUGAUGAUAGAACCAGGAGACAGUCCAGCAAACAAAUUCACGACGCCGUUUACAGAAAACAUGGUCUUUAGUUCGUGUUUGUUUGUUGCUUAUCAACCGAUAAGUACUCGUAAUGGCCUGCAGCUCGGGAAGGAAUACGAUUUUCAUUAGAUAGCAACGUACAGCAUUUACAGAACUUUCUGGUGUUCGGUGAAAAUGUAAACUGAUCGUACAUACGAAGAUACUAGUCGAGCUUUGCUCAGCAUUCUGCAAAUUCUCACAGACGGGGAGUAAAAGAUGGCGUUUCCCAUGGAAACUGCAGUGUGCAUGGAUCAGCUCAGGGGAGCACAGAAUUAUGGGCUGAAUUUUGCACGGGUUUUUGUUUGUCUCGUUUAAAAUAAAUACAAGCACACGUACAUACUGGGCGCAAGAAUGAGACAUGUUUGAUAGGCAUGGUCAAAAGGCAUGCUGCUGUUUUGUACAAAGAGGACAAUGUCUAACCCAAACGUUUCCCAGAUUGUGCCACAACACAGUUUUAUCAAAUAUCCCUCUCCACAUUUGAAACGUAAAAACUACACUGACAAAACACAACAUCCCCAUGACAACCACUUAUGGGGUGAACUUUUAUUUUUUACCCAUGUCCACAGUACAUUCCACCUAUUCAAUAAAUAGCCUUUGAUUUAUUUUUUGUUUUCAUCUUUAAAAGGGCAUGCUUUAAAAAAAUUACAAUACAGGAAAAUGUUUCUGGAUCUGGUGAAUGCCGAUCUCUGUUUAACAGAAUGACUGCUCGUAAAGUUGGGUCAAGUGAAUAUUUACAGGCCUAAAUAGUAAUCCUCUUUUGUACUGGAUAACAAACAGCACAAUACAGUUUUACAAAAGAGACCCAGGCUUUUAACAAUGACUCGUUUCCAUCAUUGAAGGCUCCAAACUUCAACGUCUGGAAACAGUCACUGUUUUGAAGGACUAUUUCACCAGGGAAUUGUUUUACCUAUAUUCAUAAAAGAAAAUGUCUGCAAAUAAAAUUGUAUAAAAUAUAUUUAGUCAAAUCCCUUCAAAUGUUUGGGUGGACAACGUAAUUGCUGUCAGUUGUGAAUGAA